This is a messenger RNA of Oikopleura dioica, 291 nucleotides long. Lineage: Eukaryota; Metazoa; Chordata; Appendicularia; Copelata; Oikopleuridae. The record is from the annotation of a GenBank genome assembly.
AUGCAAAUGUUCUUGAAACGAACAAGACGAUCAACCCCGCCCGCAAAUGCUGAUUUCUGGGGCAUUGAAGAAUUCUACGAUGGAAACUUGGAACGAGAAUGUUUCGAAGAAACCUGCAGUGCGGAAGAAAAUAUGGAGGUCUUCGAUCACGGGGAGCGACAUCGCGAAAGCUGGCACAAGCUUCAGGGAUGCUUCUCGAAGUAUAAAAUUCUUGGCAAAGAAACACCAUCAGAAAGCCAAAAACGAGACUGUUAUCAGUCAGAUACUCGAGAACUUCCACCUGAAAAAUGA